AUGUUGCUUUGGGAAAUCGUCACGGCAUCAGACGAAUAUUUCCAAGCGGAUUUCCAAACGCCAGAUCCGCCUGAAUCAAUCGUCGCCGAAUACCAGGCUUCAUUUAUUCAACAUACAUGGGAUCGUUAUCAAACAUCACAAAUUACCACUGGAAUGAUCUAUGCAAGUUCCAAACUUCGACUUCUUCGUUUAGAUACUACAUACCGAGGUAUUGUCGCAAGUACACUACUAGACUAUGACAAAACGAAUGUGGAUGGUACUGUUCCAGCUUCUAUAUAUUCAUUAACUCCAACAACUGCUGCACAACCUUCUUGUCAAAUUUUGGAUAUCAAACCAUCUUAUCCCUUAUUUUCGCCCAAUGUUCUAUCGGUUUACGGUGCCAUAUUCAUUGGUUCAGUACGAGAUGAGUUUUUCUAUACUGAUCAUGGCGCACUGCAAGCGUGGCAGUUGAUUAUUACCAAUGACGAGAAUGCAGUGUUUUAUCUCAAUCGAAAUCAUACACUCAUAAGAUAUGAUUAUUCAACGCCUAUUCGAAAUACGUACGGCACAAUGCGUCUAUUUAACAUUAUUCCUGAAACCCCGAAUAUAACUAUUUUUAGUAACCCUUGUUCAUCAAAUACAACUUCUAUAAGAGACAGAAAUAAAGAAUAUCUCUAA
Molecule: messenger RNA, 657 nt
Organism: Adineta ricciae
Lineage: Eukaryota; Metazoa; Rotifera; Eurotatoria; Adinetida; Adinetidae
Source: the annotation of a GenBank genome assembly